Molecule: messenger RNA, 3227 nt
Organism: Colletotrichum navitas
Lineage: Eukaryota; Fungi; Ascomycota; Sordariomycetes; Glomerellales; Glomerellaceae
Product: glycosyl hydrolase family 3 N terminal domain-containing protein
Exons: 3
Coding region: 496-2997 (833 amino acids)
Biological process (GO): glucan catabolic process
Molecular function (GO): beta-glucosidase activity
Source: RefSeq, a predicted model, not a curated record
CGACGUCAAGCCAAUUCAUCGGCCCGGCCCCGUGUAAGAGAACUCUCCACCUUUCCGCCUAUCGGUUGAAGGGCAUGCAUGAUUGGAGGAAUACUGUCGCUUCCAACUGCUUCUGGCUGCAUGCAAACAUGCCCUGCUUGCCUGUAGUUCCCCGGUGACGGCAGCGGCUACUCUAUCCGAUUAGCUUCCGUUACGUAGGACAUGAGACCGACGGGCGGAAAGUUGGCAAGCUUCAGCCCAGUAUCAGCCAGUUCCCGCCGCGUCCGAAGCUGUUCCACUUCUCGAGUUUGUCGCCAAUCUAUUUAACAGCAUGACCCGUCGGAAGAGCUCCUACUCCUUCCUGCGUCUCUUACCCAUCCCUCACUCUCUCCCUUCUCGCCUGUCUGUUCCUCUUCGUUGUUUGUUCACGUUUUUGGCAGGCACCGUGGACUGUUGAAGCGGCUUCCGUAGAUAAACCAGCCGCUUCACGCUACCCGCCGCUGUUCACAACUCGCAAUGGCCGACUUUGACGUAGAAGAGGUGCUCAAGAAGCUCACCGUCUCCGAGAAGGUUGACCUUCUUGCGGGUAUCGACUUCUGGCAUACCAAAGCCCUCCCCAACCACAACAUCCCCUCCAUUCGACUCUCCGACGGCCCCAAUGGCGUGCGCGGGACCAAAUUUUUCAAUGGCAUCAAGGCCGCUUGCUUCCCUUGUGGUACAGCCCUCGGCGCCACUUUCAACACUGAGCUCCUCGAAGAGGCCGGUAGAAAGAUGGGUGAGGAGGCCAAGCUCAAGGGAGCCCAUUGCAUUCUGGGCCCUACCAUCAACAUGCAACGUUCCCCGCUCGGCGGCCGAGGUUUCGAGUCCAUUGGUGAGGAUCCUAUCCUGGCCGGGCUUGGCUCCGCUGCCAUCGUAAGAGGCAUCGAGAGCACUGGCAUCCAGGCGACCCCAAAACACUUUGUCUGCAACGACCAGGAGCACAGGCGCAAUGCCGUCCACAGUAUCGUGACGGAGCGCGCGUUGCGUGAGAUAUACGCACUGCCCUUCCAGCUGACCUUCCGUGACUCCACGCCUGGCGCCCUUAUGACGGCCUACAACGGCGUCAACGGCACUUUCUGCAGUGAGAACUCCGACCUGCUGGACAAGCUGGUCCGUAAGGAGUGGGGCUGGGACGGCAUGAUCAUGAGCGAUUGGUACGGGACCUAUAGUACAACGGAGGCAGCCAACGCCGGUCUCGACCUCGAGAUGCCCGGCCCCCCUCGCUUCCGUGGAGAGCCUCUCAAGUUUAACGUGUCGACGGAUAAAGUCCGUCAACACGUACUCGAUGAGAGAGCUCGCGCCAUGCUCAAGUUCAUCAAGAAGGCUGUAGCUACCGGCAUUCCCGAGGGCGCGCCCGAGAAGACAGGAGACACCCCCGAGACUGCCGAGUUGCUGAGACGCAUCGGCGGUGAGAGUAUCGUCCUUCUAAAGAACGAUGACAACGUACUUCCCCUGAAGAAGGACAAGAAGACUGUUGUCAUCGGCCCCAACGCCAAGAUCGCCACAUACCACGGAGGUGGUUCGGCCUCCCUGGCGGCGUACUACGCUGUCACCCCCUUCGACGGUAUCAGCAAAAAGCUCGAGUCUCCUCCCGAGUAUACUGAGGGCGCCUACUCUCACAAGCUCCUUCCACUCCUUGGCAAUGUCUGUAAGUCGGCUGACGGCAAGCACGGUAUGACGAUGCGUGCCUACAACGAGCCCCCGACGGACCGCCACCGCGAGUUUGUUGACGAGCUAGUCCUGACCAAAACGGAGCUGCUGCUCGUCGACUACUACAACCCCAAGCUCAAGUCCAAACUCUGGUACGCCGACUUUGAAGGCUCCUUCGUCGCCGAGGAAGACUGCACCUACGAGCUCGGCCUCAUCGUCUGCGGUACAGCCAACCUCUUUGUCAACGGCAAGCUGGUCAUCGACAACAGCACCAGUCAGCGCCAGGGCGACGCCUUUUUCGGCGCCGCCACCGUCGAGGAGAAGGGCCGAGUCGAGCUCAAGAAAGGCGAGACGUACAGCUUCAAGGUUGAGUUUGCCUCGGCCCCGUCGUCUAAGCUUCAGGGCGGCAACGUCGUCUUCGGCGGCGGCGCUCUGCGCAUUGGCGGCUGCAAGGUCAUUGACAACAAGGCCGAGAUUACCAAGGCCGCCGCCCUCGCCAAGGAUGCUGAUCAGGUCAUCAUCUGUUCCGGUCUCAACGCCGACUGGGAAACGGAGGGUAACGACCGUGCCGACAUGGACCUCCCGGGCUACCUCAACAAGCUCAUUUCGGCUGUCGCUCAGGCGAACCCGAACACCGUUGUCGUCAACCAGUCGGGAACCCCCGUGCGCAUGCCCUGGGCCAAGGAUGUCAAGGCCCUUGUCCAAGCCUGGUACGGAGGCAACGAGACGGGUAACGCCAUCGCUGACGUGCUCUUCGGCGACGUCAACCCCUCGGCUAAGCUCUCCCUCAGCUUCCCCGAGCGUGUCCAGGACAACCCGGCCUACCUCAACUACCGCGCCGAGGCCAGCCGCACGCUGUACGGCGAGGACAUCUACAUUGGCUACCGCUAUUACGAGUACAUCGACCGUCCUGUACUCUUCCCCUUUGGGCACGGCCUGUCCUACACGAGCUUCAGUUUCAGCGGCCUUAAAGUCACUGAGAAGGACGGCAAGAUUGCCGUCGACGUCACUGUCAAAAACACAGGCAAGUUGCAGGGUGCCGAGGUUGUGCAAGUAUACGUCGCGCCCAAGCAGAAGGCCAAGGUCAACCGCCCUCUUAAGGAGCUCAAGGGCUUCGCAAAAGUGUUCCUUGCGCCGGGAGAGAGUAAAAGUGUCGCAGUCGAUAUCGAGACCAAGUAUGCUGCCAGUUACUUUGACGAGGAGCGCCGCCAGUGGUGUGCUGAGGAGGGAGAGUACGAAGUAAUUGUCAGCGACAGUAGUGUUUUGACGGAUAAGGCCGUCAAGGGUAGCUUCAAGGUUGGUGAGACGUUCUGGUGGUCCGGCCUUUAAAGGGAAUUGAGAAAAGAAAAAAAGAAAGAAGGAAAGAAAAGGGGGUUAUGUACUGCGUCAUAUGGGGGAAUGAUGUUUUGUUUAAGGAGCCUUUCUUUCCUAUUUGGUCUUGGAUAUGAACGAAUGAACCCCAUAACAUCAACACAGGGUCAGCUGACUGACUGGCCGUUUGAGUGAGUCAAACAAACUAGCAGAUCCCAAUAUAAUCAUCCUAAUUUAUAGUGUGGCAU